This is a messenger RNA of Sphaeramia orbicularis (orbiculate cardinalfish), 1384 nucleotides long. RefSeq names its product uromodulin. The transcript has 5 exons. Bases 98 to 1084 code for a protein of 328 amino acids. The record is from RefSeq and is a predicted model, not a curated record. Gene Ontology annotation, molecular function: protein binding. Lineage: Eukaryota; Metazoa; Chordata; Actinopteri; Kurtiformes; Apogonidae.
CAGCAGCAGAAUGUUCUGAACCAGGUAGUGUCUCUGUUAUUCUUCUAUAAUUUGCUAUACAUCAGGCACUGAACAUGUUUUUUUUUUUCCUUAACAGAUGCAUAUAACAACCCAUCACAAAAAAGUACCAGAGGACAAAGAUGGAACAUAUAUCCUUACCUAUGAUGCAAAUGAUGAGGAGGAAGAGGAGUGGCGUUUUACCAGGGCCUCAAGGAGACGUGGAGACCCAUGUUACCACUACACAGUCCUGGAUCAGGCCUGGCGUGCUACCAACAUCACCACCAAGUAUAAAAUGUGUGACCGCAACAUCAAAUGGAAAGGUUGGUAUCGCCUCUUCUACAAUGGUAAGAGUCUGCAGAUGCCUGAGAGGUGUGUUCCAGUCAACAAAUGUGGCACUCAAGCCCCACUGUGGCUAGCAGGGCCUCACCCGAAAAGAAGACAGGGCAUUGUCACCCGCAGGGUCUGUGGACACUGGAAGAAGAACUGCUGUGCUUUCCGGUCCACGCCCAUUCAAGUCAAGAAGUGUCGUGGCAAUUAUUAUGUCUACAAGUUCACUCCACCAACAGCUUGUUAUUUGGCUUACUGUGCAGACAUAAACACACUUGUAUGUGGGCGGUGCCGAAGAAACCAGUCAUGUGUGAGCAGAGACAAGAUCAACUGGAGGUGUAAGAGGAAGAAAAGAAUGUCUUCUACAAAGAUACACUUCUUUGCUUCUUUCCCUGGCCAGCUGGUGGGCAAGGUGAACAGAAUCAAAUACAGCAAGGUGCUGGUGAACGUGGGCCGAGCCUUCAACAGGAGAACCGGUGUGUUCAAGGCCCCCGUCAAAGGAGUCUACCAGUUCUUCUUCUCCACUCAAACAUCAAACACCGGCCUGAAGACAGAUCUGUGGCUUGUGGUCAAUGGUUAUUGGGUUUCUGUCUCCCACACGCACAUUUCCCGUCCUUCCUCUGUCGGUAACUUGUCAACAUACAUGACCUUCCUACGCAGAGGAGCUGUGGUGUACGUCACCCAAAACUGCGGUAAAUCUUGGGCCAAUGCUGCUUCCAUGACCAUUACUUUUGGGGGCUCAUUGCUCGCACAGUAGAAAUAAUGCCCUGGUUUUGGGAUACUUCUCUUUCAGGUGUAUCAACUUAGAUGAAUCUUCAAAAAAGAAAAUGUUAGCUUUUAUUAGGUUUGCUUUUCAUUUAUUUCUUGUAACUUUUCUAAUUGUUGUGCCACUAUUUUAACAACCACUGUGUUAAAUAAACAUGUUAAUAUCCAAAUGUAAAAAGCUGUGCAUUGUUGUAAAGUUGGAAUAAUUUUAUUUUCAGACACAUUCCUCUUUUUAUUCCUAUUUAUACACAUCAGUAAUGAUUUCUGAUGAGGUGAAAUGAUUACAUACUGA